Molecule: messenger RNA, 4251 nt
Organism: Recurvomyces mirabilis
Lineage: Eukaryota; Fungi; Ascomycota; Dothideomycetes; Mycosphaerellales; Teratosphaeriaceae
Gene: CFT1
Product: mRNA cleavage and polyadenylation factor subunit
Exons: 2
Coding region: 1-4251 (1416 amino acids)
Cellular component (GO): mRNA cleavage and polyadenylation specificity factor complex; nucleus
Molecular function (GO): nucleic acid binding; protein binding
Source: RefSeq, a predicted model, not a curated record
AUGCAGUGCUACACCGAGCUUCUCCCCCCCACCGCCGUCACUCACGCCGUGUCCCUACCCUUUCUUUCGGCUAACUCCAACAACCUGAUCGUCGCCAAGACAUCCCUCCUCCAGGUCUUUGAGGUCAGAGAUGCACACAAUACCAGCAAUGGCAAUGCAACACAAUCCAAGCUCUCCCUCAUCGGCGAGUACCCUCUCUCUGGCACGGUGACAUCUCUACGCUCCAUCGCUCUCUCCACUACAGCAAGCGGUGGACAUGCACUCCUUGUCGGCCUCAAAGAUGCCAAAAUCAGCUUGGUAGAAUGGGAUCCUGAGAAUCACCGCAUCAGCACCAUCAGCAUACAUUACUACGAAGGAGACAAUGUCUCGCUACCGCCUUUCGGCCCGAGUCUGAAGGAUUGCGAAAGCAGUCUGACUGUCGACCCGAGCUCAAGGUGUGCGGCGUUGAGGUUUGGGCAGAGGCAUCUCGCUAUCCUGCCUUUUCGACAACAUGGCGAUGACUUGGCUGAGGAGGAGAGGGAGGAUGGCUUCGACGCUGAUAUGGGAGAUGCUGCUGCUGACGGACUGAAGAGGACAACAACCAAUGGCAUAGAAAUCAAUGGCGAUGCUAAACUCACCCCUUACAAGGCGUCUUUCGUAACGCCUCUGACAACUUUGGAUCCGUCCUUGACACAUCCAGUCGACCUGGCGUUCUUGCACGAGUACCGCGAACCCACCUUCGGCAUCCUCUCAGCUUCUCAACAGCCCUCUCAGGCAUUGCUGGACCAGAGGAAAGAUUGUCUAAGCUAUCAAGUCUUCACCCUCGAUCUCGAACAGCGCGCUUCUACCAACCUCAUAUCUGUUCCAAAACUGCCUUCAGAUCUGUGGAAAGUGGUCCCGCUCGCACUACCCGUAGGCGGAGCACUGCUUGUUGGCACUAACGAGUUCGUGCAUAUCGAUCAGAAUGGCAAGGCAAAUGCUGUGGCUGUCAAUGAGUUUGCGAAGAGGGCUAGCGGCUUCGCUAUGACUGAUCAAUCGGACUUGCAGCUGAAAUUAGAAGACUGCGAGCUUGAGACUCUGGACACGAAGAAUGGCGACCUGCUGAUCGUGCUCCAUGAUGGCUCGCUGGCUGUUUUGAACUUCAGGCUCACCGGCCGAAAUAUCGGCGGCUUAUUGGUCACACGCGUGAGCAGCGCAAGAGGUGGGUCAGUCAAUGCUAGUGCGCCUUCGUGUCUUGUAUCGCUUGACGGGCAAAAGCUUUUUAUCGGCAGCGAAGACGGGAAUUCGUCAUUGCUCAGCUGGGACAAGGACGCACCUUCAACUAGUCGAAAGCGUUCGCACGCCCAGAUGCUGGACCAACAAACCUCAGCUCCUGCUCCCGAGGACGCGGAUGAAGCGGAAGAAGUUGACGAGGAUGAUCUGUACGCGCCUACUGCCGAAGCUGUCAAGAGGACCGUCGCGGUCUCCUCGCAGACGGCGGCAGAUUCGGCGGCGGCUUACCGCUUUGAGCUGCACGAUGAGCUACAAUCGCUCGGACCAAUCAACGACACAUGUCUAGGACGCUCGCCGGAUGCUGCACCUGAUAAGCUCGAGCUCGUCGCUGCAGUAGGAAGAGGCAAAGCCAGCCGGCUAGCUUUCAUGCAUCGCGAUAUCCUCCCGACCAAAGUUCGCAGCAGAGACGAACUACUGGGUGCUCGGAACAUCUGGAGCGUCCGCGCUCACAGCAAGGAUUCUGCCACGGAGGCAGAUGAGCAUGACACGCACCUUUUCGUCUCCGAUCCCACAUCUACACGAGUCUACACGUAUGCGCCGGACGGUGAUCUGAAGGAGUUAACGGACACCGAUUUUGACUCGGAAGGGCCGACUCUUGCUGUCGCCGCAUUGGCACAUGGCACCAUGUUCCUGCAAUGCCGAGCUACAGAAAUCCGAACGUACGAUCGAGAGCUUGGUCUUAGUCAGAUCAUUCCCUUGAUUGACGAUGAAGACGAUGGUGGCGAGGCGCAAGACUUGUUGACGCCUGUGGCCGUGGACGUCUGCGAUCCUUACGUACUUGUUCUGCGAGAAGGUGGAGGGGUAGUCGUGCUGAAGGCUGAGGAGAAGCAGGGAGAAGUGGAGAUGCUUGAUAUCCCUGCUCAGGUGGAGGAAAAGACGUGGAUUGGUGGAUGUCUUUACUCGGGACCGCUGACUGCGGACACGCCGACAAUGUGGUUACUGGAUGGCGAGACCAUGGCUUUGCAUGUGUUCGCGUUGCCCUCUUUCGAGCGGGUAAUGGUGGCAGCCGGCUUACCUUUCCUGCCGCCUGUUUUGACCCCGGAUGCGCCCUUGAGACGAGGUGCGAAGGCGACUUUGACGGAGAUCCUGGUAGCUGAUCUGGGGAAUGAAGGGGUUAGCCGACCUUUUCUUGUCUUAAGAACGGCUAUGGAUGAACUUGUGUUCUACGAACCAUUCUAUUACGACUCCGAGGCCGCGGCAGUCGUUGAGGAGGGAAAACAAGCAGGCUUCGGGAACCUCAGGUUCCGAAAGGUGCCUAAUACCUACGUUCCCACAUACGACGACGAAGCGGAGGCGGACGAGGAUGGGGACGUUGCGACGCGUCCGCAGUCAUUACGCGCCAUGUGUGUUGGUGGACGACAUGUCGUAUAUGUGCCCGGUGGCAGAUCGCCAAGCUUUAUCAUUAAGGAUCCCGGCAGUUUGCCGAAAGUACUGGGCUUACGAUUACCACCAGAAGUCAAGGCUCUGCAAACUCUAGCUCCACUGAGCGCACCGGGCUGCGAACAAGGUUUCGCACUUGUAGAGCGCGGCGGGAAUGGUGUGCAAGAGUGCUUGUUUCCUGCUCGUGCGACUUUCGAGACGGGCUGGAGUGUUGAGAAGAUGGCUGUUACAGAUGGCGCGUCCCAGGAGCCGAGGGAAGUGAGAAGGGUUGGCUAUCAUGAGGGUAGAGGUCUGUAUGUCGUCGCGUCCUGUCGAGAUGUCGAUUGGAUUGAAGGCGGUGGGCAAGAGGAAGAGGUGGAGGAUGGGGAGGUCGGUAGGGUGGUUGACGACAUCUCUCUACGACCACAACUACCACACUAUACCCUCCACCUGCUCUCCUCUCGCAACCACGCCACAAUACAGACCCUCGGCCUCCCCUACCUGGACACCCUCACCGCCCUCAAGAUCCUGCCCAUCGAAAUUUCCGAACGCACACACGAACAGCGCUCGCUCAUCGUAGCCACUACCGCCUCAAUCCGAGGCCAAGACACCCCCGCCCUCGGCGCAGUAACAGUCUUCGACCUCAUCGACGUCGUGCCCGAUCCCGAUAUCGAAGAAAGUGGCGUCCAGAUGCACCUGCUGUCCCGUGAAGAGACCAAGGGCGCCGUCACAGCACUAGAAGGUCUGGGUGGGGGAUUCAUAGGCACAGCGCAAGGCAUGAAACUUAUGGUUAGAGGCCUCAAGGAGGAUGGUUCAUGCUUGCCUGUAGCUUUUCUGGAUGCGCAGCAGAGUUUUGUUACGACGUUGAAGUGUCUGGGUAGUUCGGGACUUUGGCUUGCGGGGGAUGCUAAGAAGGGUGUUUGGAUUGGUGGGUGGACGCAGGAGCCGUAUAGACUUUCUAUCCUUGGCCGAGGCGGGUCUGGUGUUGAGGUCCUAGAUGCGGACUUCUUGCCUAUGGGCGGCGCGCUAGGCGUGAUCGUCGCUGAUGGGGAUGGUGCUCUGCAUUGUCUGCAGUAUGAUCCCGAAGAUCCCGCCACCGGUCAUGGACAACGGCUUCUGGAUCGUGCGGCUUUUGAUACGGGACAUGUGGUCACGCUGGCAGGCAUGAUGCUACUACCAUCGACACUGUCGCCUUUCGCCGAGCAAGCCGAGGAUCUUGCUGCUGCGCGACCAUUGACGAACGGCAAUGCCGAUGGUACGAACGGCGAGGCUAAGCCGCCAUCUCAGCCUCAACACCAUCGACUCAAUCAUGUCUUACUCCCGACACUUUCUGGCUCCAUCGGCCUCCUGACACCGAUCACGGAUGAAGCCACCUACCGCCGUCUCUCUGCCUUGCAGACCCAACUCACCAACCUACUCGAACACGCCGCAGGUCUUAAUCCUCGCGCCUACCGGGCUGUAGAUACCCUUGCCACACCAGCGGUUGGUAGUCGUGGGGUCUUGGAUGGGAGUCUAGUGCAGAGAAUCAGUGAACUAGGAGCUACAAGGAGGGCAGAAGUGCUCGGACGUGCGGGUACGGAUUCGUGGGCGCUGAGGAGCGAUCUUGAAGUCAUUUCUGGUGGUGGAUUGGGAUAUUUGUGA